UAAAAACUAAAAAAUAUUAAAAUGUUCAAAAUAAAAAAGUUUAUUUGGUCAUUUUGUUUUUUUUUAGGUCUAUUUUAUGACAAAAACUUAAAAAUGUCUAUUUGAGAGAAUUGUCCAUUUUUAAAAACAUCUAUAUUCAUUAGUUUUUUUAAUGUCUAAACAUUUUAAAUAAAUAAAUGUAAGAGGGAUUUUAGCAACAAAAAAGGUAAGAGGGAUGGUAUUUCAUAUGAAAAUAAAAAAUAAUUUGAAAAACUUAAGUAUAUAUACUUGUCACUCAACUCAUGAUCCAACAAUUUAAAAAAUUACAAAUAAAUAAAUAAAACAUUAAUAUUUACUAUUUUUGAAAAAUUUACUAAGUUUUUUUUAUCAUCAAUAUGCUUUAUUUGAUGUCUUGGUACACAUAAUACACGUGUAGGAAUAAGAAAACACUUUGCGUACUUUCUUUAAAAUGCGUUUGGAGGAGAAAUUUUAUAAGAAAUAUUUAUAUUUUGACCCCAAAAAAAAAAGAAAAGAAAUAUUUAUAUAUGUAUAUCGAUCGAAGUGGUAAAGUGUUUUAAUUUUUAUUAAUUGGUUUAUGAUUAAAACGUGACCAUGUAACAUAAUGGUAUGUGUUAUCUCCGCAUAAUGCAUGUUAUCAAAGACGAAUAAAUUGUUAAAAUGUUCCACAAACAUAUAGAAAAUUAUUUUAAGUUCCACUCAUUCGUCCUUUAUCUUUAGUAUAACAACAAAGUAAAAUACUUAUUGACAAAAAACCGUCCAUAACUAUUUGAAAACAAUCAUCUUUUGAUUACCCAAUCGAAACGACGUAUAGAGCGCAAGACGAUCUUGAGUAUCUAUAAUUCUAUAUUAAUCGUAUCUCAAACGUACAAUCUAAGAUUCUCGUAUAUUCAGGGUAUGACUGGUUUUCUCGCUACCACCCGCAAACGCAGCUUUUGCGGUUGGUAGCGGUUGCUGGCGUUUUGCAACAAUCGUUCAAACCGUUCUAAACUGCUCUAAACCGCUCCAAAUCGUUAUGAACCCCAUAAAUUCAAAAGCUGGUUCCAGCUAGCGUUAGCGAUUGCGGGUGUUUGCGGAAAGAUAAAAAAAUUUUUUUUUUUUUCCAAAACAAUAUAAAUACAAAAAUAAAAAAAUUCAAUAAAAAAAUUAAAUUGAAAUUAUAAAAAUGCUAAAAUAUAUCAAUUAUAUUUUAAUUAAUAUUAUAAAACUUUAAAAUAAAAAUAUUUUCUAUAUUUAAAAAAAAUUAAACUAUAACUUUCUAAAUAUAAAUUUUAUAUUUAUUAUAAUAUUAUUAUUUUUGAUAUUUUUAUAAUUGUAUAAAAUGUAAAUAUUGUUAAUUUAUUAUUUAACCGCUGCUGCAUUUGGUAGUUAACAAGUUAUAAGUAUCCCGCAAACGCACUAAUUUCUAACUGCAGAAUCAGUCGUACAAAUCUCUUAAAACCGCUAGAAACCGCAACCAACCGCAUCCGCAAACUCCCGCAACCACAACCGCAACCGCUGCGGUUGAACCAGUGAGGCUCUGAAUCUAACAUAUUUGUUUUCUCAAUAUUGUAAUUAAAAAAAAUGAUGUAUUCCUGUCGCGAUACUGCCUCUUUAAUAGUUGGACUGAAGUUAGUGUUCAAUUUCCCUUUUUCUCCACAGCUUUGAAUUGUGCUUCACAGCCUUCACUUAUUAACUAAAGUGCCACGCUAGUAUCCACAAAACCGUAAAAUCGUUUCCGCUAAUAAUCUUUUUAUAAUUCAACUUGUUAUAAACAGGGCUGAAGUAGUAGGGCGAGCAGUGCACCCUCCCCAGGGCCCACAAAAUUUUUUAUUUAAAAAUAGUAAAUCUAUUAUUUCUAAACAAACAGAAUUCAGAAAUGUUGUUCAAUAAUAAUCUGAUUUUAGGGACACUAAAUCUUAUUUACCUAAAUAAUUUAGUAAUAAAUAUAAUGAAGUUAGCAUUAACUAGUUAAGCCGUUAAGUAUGUUUUUGGAAUAAAUUUAUUUAUUAAGUUGACUACUUCUUUUUUUUUUACAUAAAAUAGUUAUUUCUACAAACUUUUUCCAUGCGAGACAUAAUUUAAAUGUCGUAGUUUAGUAAAAUAGUUGAUUCUUCAAAGAUUCUAACUUAAACUGAAAAUUGAAGUAAACGAAUUAUUUUCUAAAAGUGUCAUUAUGAAUUUACGUUUGCUGUCAUGUUUUCUGUUUUUUUUUUCUAUACACUUGAUCUUGGAGAAAGAUUACAUAUUCUUUCAUUUUUUGGCUAUGUUCUGGUUAAUUAAGUUUACGUUUAGAAACAAAAAUACUUUUCAGUGUUUAUUUUUGAUUAAAAAAGUGAAUAUUUUGAUUUGUAACAACAAUAUUAUGAAUUGUAUUUUUAUAAUUUAUAUGUUAAAGGGUCUUCGUUUCUUUUUUACCUUAGGAUCUAUAAGAUGUUUGAGCCGGUCCUGGUUAUAAACUUAAGCAAAAUAGAGUGAUUAACUUUGUCCUAUUCUCUCGUUAAUCUUAAAGAAAAACUGAGAAAGAAGCUUUACUGAUUUGGAACCUCACUCAUGCAUAUUGUCUAAGUUCUUUUAUAAUAUUUAUUCAGUACAUGAACAAGUUAUAGAUUAGAUUCAUAGCUGUUUUGCAUACUAUUAAUAACACUACUUUUGUUUGAUCGGCAUAAAUAAGACUAUUUUAGCCUGUUACUAUAUCAUAUAUUAUUUUCAGUCGAUAGAAACAAAUUCAAUCAAAAGACAUAUGACUCAGAUCCUUUACUUCAGAUUUACGUUAGUUAACUCAUAUGGUCAACUAAUCAAAAGGCCAAGCCAUUUUAAAAAAGAGGCGGCAAAAGUCAGCACAUGGCUUUCAUUGACUCUUCUUACCUACAACAAUUUUUUUUUUCUUUAAAGACCAUUAACAUAUGUCCCCAUAUUUUCCUUUUUAUAGUAUGAACUUGGUUUUAGAUGGAUUAUCAUUCAAAAGUCCUUAACACAUGUCUUAAUCUCUUAAUUUUAGCUAGGAGUUACAAAAUCAUUUGCAUUAUUAACAUUUUUCACACACUGUAUAUAUCACACAGACAUAACAAACUAAUUAACAGUAACAUGUAUAAAGUAUUUGUGGAUAGUAUAUAUAUAUCUUUUUAAAUCAUUAUAUGAUGACAAAAAGAAUAUAUAUGUAUCGUAAGUGCAUGGGAUCUCGAACGAGCACUUUGCAGAAGUGGAAAUUUGUCAAAUUAUAAAUUGGCUUUUACGACCGCCUUAUCUAUUUUAUAAUGUUUAGCAAAAAUAUUAUCAUUUCAGUGAGAUUCAUGAUCACAAUGCCAUUCUCUAUAUAAAUGCCUCAAGCGUGUGAUGGAAACAUGCACACACCAAUACACCAUAGAGUACAUAAACAUAUAAACACCUUCCAUAUUGAAUAACUAGCACAUAACAUAUGGCUAACAUGAAAGUUUGGCUGUGUUUGUUCCUGAUAUGCGUUUCGUGGUCGCGGUUAUCAGCAUCUCGGCCGCUUACAAACGCAGACGGAAAUAAACGAGGGCGUAUGAUGAGAGAAGCAGAAAAAGUGCUGAAAGCUAAUAUGGAAAAGCUAAUGGAGAGAGGUUUCAAUGAGUCCAUGAGACUUAGCCCUGGAGGUCCCGACCCUCGUCAUCACUGAGUAUGAAUUCUCGUGGAUUUAAAUUUGCAGGGAUGUAUUUUUCUCGAUCGAGAACCGGUUUAGAAGAAAACUGUUUUUGAUCCGUUUUGUAUGUUAGCUUUGUUUGUUCGUGUAACCAAAAUAAAUUGAUGCUUAAGUUCUGCUCAUCAUACAUUUUAUGAAUGUUGCAUGCUUUACGUACCCUAUACAUUCUUUCUAUACAGUAGUUUAGUGGAGACUAAUGCGGAUGUUUGCAUAAGUAUAUAUAACAAGAAAAUGUAAAGAAAUGGUAUGAAAAGUGAGGUUACAUUAAUUUAUUUUAUCCUCUCUUAAUUUUCUAAUUGCUCGUGUCGAUAUACGAUUGAAAAUUUGUUAUAUAUAUUAUUUAUGGACUCUUUUCUCUUCAUCUCCACCAUUAGAAAUAUAUACAAAUAUAAAAAGUGAAAGAUAGUGACCGAAGUUAAAGAAAAAAAAUGAGGAAAAAGAUAACUGGUUUUAAAGAAAUUAAACAUUUUUAAGUUCGAAGUCAACGUCUCUAAUCUUAAUUUUUAUACUCCCUCAAAACCUCAAUUUAAUACUCCAUCCAUGUUUUAGAUAAAUCCAUAACUAUUAAGAUAGUUACUUUUUAUUUUUAAAAUAUUAUUAAAAUAUUAACUAAAAACGGGUGUUUUUCAAAACCAACCCAUAUUUUCAAGUCAAAUCCAAAACCAACCCUU
Brassica napus (rape) is the source of this 4311-nucleotide messenger RNA. RefSeq names its product CLAVATA3/ESR (CLE)-related protein 1-like. Lineage: Eukaryota; Viridiplantae; Streptophyta; Magnoliopsida; Brassicales; Brassicaceae. The coding region runs from base 3395 to 3616 and encodes 73 amino acids. Gene Ontology annotation, biological process: cell-cell signaling involved in cell fate commitment. The transcript has a single exon. The record is from RefSeq and is a predicted model, not a curated record. Gene Ontology annotation, molecular function: receptor serine/threonine kinase binding.